This is a messenger RNA of Eremothecium sinecaudum, 567 nucleotides long. It is a transcript of the gene YOP1, whose product is annotated as Yop1p. Lineage: Eukaryota; Fungi; Ascomycota; Saccharomycetes; Saccharomycetales; Saccharomycetaceae. The transcript has 2 exons. The record is from RefSeq and is a predicted model, not a curated record. Bases 1 to 567 code for a protein of 188 amino acids.
AUGCCAGACUUUGUGAGCAAGGCUAGACAGCAAAUGUCAGAUAUUGACAAGCACUUCGCAGGUAACCGCUACUUGCAAGAGUUCGAGAGGAGAACCAGUCUUCCAAAAUCUUAUGCUGUACUUGGAGGUGUUGCCCUUUAUCUUCUACUUGUGUUUAUUAAUGUGGGUGGGGUUGGUGAAAUCCUGUCCAAUUUUGUCGGAUUUGUAUUGCCAGGUUACUACUCUUUGAAGGCUUUAAAGACCGCUAAUACUGCCGAUGACACUCAACUUUUGACCUAUUGGAUUGUAUUUGCUUUCUUAAGUGUAAUUGAGUUCUGGUCUAAGGCCAUCUUGUAUUGGGUUCCAUUCUACUGGUUUUUCAAGACCAUCUUUUUACUAUUCAUCGCUUUGCCACAAUUUGGCGGCGCUGAAAUUGUUUAUAACACGAUCAUUGCUCCUUUAACAGAUCCAUACAUUGCCCCAAACUUCUCUAAGAAAGCAUCGGGAAUAUCCUCUAAACUGGGACAAGCUGCUAAAGAUGCGACUUCGGGCAAAUCGUCUGGAGCAGCCGCAAAGUCCUUUGAUUAA